Molecule: messenger RNA, 1794 nt
Organism: Stylonychia lemnae
Lineage: Eukaryota; Ciliophora; Spirotrichea; Sporadotrichida; Oxytrichidae
Source: the annotation of a GenBank genome assembly
AUGUCAACUAAAGGAAUCAUAACUGGCAUUCUCAUGCACUAAAAAACUUAAGUUUCCAAUAGUAAUCUCCAUAAAAAUACAACAGUUAUUGCUCCCUUCUAUCGUCCAGGCUCUACCGUAUCUCCUGAUUAGAGAUAAACUACUCUCAUGUCUUAAUAGAAUGCCAAUUAAAUCACUCCAUACACUCAGAGUCUCAUGAAUACCAACACCAAGACAGUUAAGUUUUCUAAGAACUCAGAUAGCAAGCGUCCUUUCAGCUAGGUGUAAGUCUCUCAUCGCUAUACAAACAGUCAUCAUGAUAAUUACUUCAACAGACAGAAGCAUCUUAUCAAGGAUGAAGUAGUCACCACAAUAAUGAAUAGUCUUUUAAAUAAGAACCCCAAGAUUAAUCAAGACUUUUUGUAAAAGCUCUGUCGCAGAGAAGUUGAUCAGGCAUACGAUAGACAGCAAGUUCUGAAUGGAAAGGGUAUUGUAGACCUUGAAGCCAGAAUACUGAGCAUUAUCACUAGUGAAGUUAAUGUUAUUAAAUAGAACAGCAUUGAAGUGGACUAACAUAAUCAUUAUCUCAAGAAUACCAAAGCAUUCGGGGGUGGAUCCCAGAGUGAGAAAAAAAGCUUAACUGGAAGAGGCAUUCUAAGAUCAAAUUAGAGUUAAGAUGCAGGCCCAUUUUCAUAAAGAGGGCUUUUUUAAACUCAAAAUUAGAAGAACACUUUAAGUACCACAUAUAAAGAGGGGUUUUAAGGACUUGAUGAUCCUGGAUAGAGUUAUAGAGAAGCAACUCCAAAGUAAACAAGUCUUCAUUUUGCUGAUUUCAGUAUACAUUAAAACCUUAAAGGAGCCAUCCUUGAAUAGCAUCGAUAAUAAAUGAAGGGGUUCUAUGGCUAUCAGAUGAAUCAAUAGUUGAGAAAGCUUUAAGAUGACCAAAGUGAUGACAAGAAAUUUGCUGAAUUUAAGAAAUUUGAAGGUAGCAUGCAGUCAAAACAGGAAAAACUAUAAGCAUUAAAGAAGCGACGCUAAAUGAUACAAUCAGCUUAGGGACUUCGUAGGUAGCAUUAAGAUCACAUGAGAAGUCUUUAGAAAGACCGUAACUCUGAGAAUUAGGAGGACUAACAGUUAAUUGCCAGGAACAUCAGAGAUUUAUUCGAUGAGAGGAUUCAGUAAAUGCAUUAAAGAGGUGAAAAGGUCUCUAAUUAAGAAUACAUUAAACAUUAGAUGCUGCUUUCACAGCAUAAGCUAUCCUCUGAACGCAUGAACGAACUGAAUCAUGAUCAAAAUUUCAUAAAGUCAAUUGGAUUCGCCAAGACGAAUAAGCCUAAAGCUAAUCUAGAAGCUUAAGGUACAAUAUUUGAUCAGUUUUACAAUCGAUAGCCGCAUAAAGCAUUUGAACUAGCUAGGAAGUAAGAGUUGAAGUCAAAGGAAAUGAUUUAGAACCUUGAGAACAAGUAAAAUCAAAAGCUAGAGUAAGAGACUAAGAGGUUAGAUUUGUAGGAAUAAGAAGUCAAGAUAAAGGGAAUGGUCAAAGAUUUCUAGGAAAGGACCAUGAGACAUUAGAUAAACAAAGAUAUAUAAUGGAAUUAGAGAUCACAGAUGAGGGAUCAGAUAUCUAAACUAUAAAAAGAGUUGGUUGAAAAUGACAAGUAUCAAAAGUAGCAUGAAAAGGAGGACAAAGACUAUGAGCUGCAACAGUGGAAUAUUUAGUAGGAGAGGAGGAAGUAGAUGAUAGAGAAUUAAUAAUCUGUUAAGAAACUGGCUGAACAACAGAAUAAAAGAAGAUUUUUGGAAUCACUACAGUGA